Danio aesculapii is the source of this 2748-nucleotide messenger RNA. RefSeq names its product sciellin (gene scel). Gene Ontology annotation, cellular component: cytoplasm. Bases 106 to 2094 code for a protein of 662 amino acids. The record is from RefSeq and is a predicted model, not a curated record. The transcript has 34 exons. Gene Ontology annotation, biological process: epidermis development. Lineage: Eukaryota; Metazoa; Chordata; Actinopteri; Cypriniformes; Danionidae.
CCUGCCCAGGUCAAAAAUGUAAGACGGGAAGAGCAGUAAACUGUUUGUUAUUCUCAUCCAACUUCUAUCACAUCCUGCGCACACCUGAAAUACCAAGUGUAAACCAUGUCUUUCACUGGAAAAUCAUCCAGCCAAUCAGGCACAACUUCAAGCACAGGAUCCAUUAAUCCAGUGAGUGAAAGCAAAAGGACAACAUCCCUGCUAAAGGACAAUAGCUGGAUCAAGGCAAAUGUGAAUGAAGACCAAAAAGCUGAACAAGAGACAAACUACGGCAAAACUGUUUUGAGCCGUUACAAGUCCAAUGAAAACCUCACCAGCCCUCAAGAUAAAACUAGCAAAACGGAGACUAAAACCACCACUGUCACCACUUCACCUGGCUCUUCUGUUCAAGCUCUCAGUAAAAAAUUUGGUGGGAGCCAAGACAAGCUAAAGGAAACCAGAACCACAUCAACUAAAACAUCUGUGAAAUCGCAGCCCAGGACAAGCACUACCAGCACAACAACAACAGUCAAAAAUGGUACAAAGACAACUGAGACGACUGUGACCACUACCAAACAGGAUGUGGUGAAAUCAUCUACCAAACCUGAGACAGUCAUUGAUCGAAACCUGGCAGAUUCAAGUACCAGGAGAUCAGGUGACUACAAGACUACAAAACAAGAGGUCAUUACUGUGAACUCAUCAAAGGACACUAUUGAUGGACCAUCGUCACCUGUCAAGACUCCCACAAGCAUCAAAAGCUACACCAAGGAGGAAGUUUCACCAGCUAAAACAACAUCCUAUUCUGUCCAAUCCACAAAGAGCUCUGAGAAUCUCACACCAACGUCAAUCAAGACAACUAACACAAGACCUGAAAUCAAUGACUCCAAGACUGAAAUGGUUGCUGUGAAAUCAUCAAAGACCAUCAUUGAUACGCCAGCUUCACCUGUGAAGACCACCACAAGCAUCAAGACUUACACCAAGGAGGAUGUGACACCCCCUAAAACAACAACAUAUUCUGUGCGCUCCACAAAGAGCUCUGAGGAUCUCACACCAACGUCAAUCAAGUUAACUAGCACAAAACCUGACAUCAGUGACUACAAGACUGAAGUGGUUACUGUGAAGUCAUCAAAAGACAUCAUUGACAUGCCAGCUUCACCUGUCAAGACCACCACAAGCAUCAAAACCUACACCAAGGAAGAUGUUUCACCAACUAAAACAACAACAACAACCUACACCACAAAGGGUGACUACAAGACUGAAGUGGCUACUGUGAAGUCAUCAAAGAACAUCGUUGAUAUACCAACUUCACCUGUGAAGACCACCACAAGCAUCAAAACCUACACCAAGGAGGAUGUUACACCACCUAAAACAACAACAUAUUCUUUGCGCUCCACAAAGAGCUCUGAGGACUUUCUGUAUGAUACUCCUACUAAAACAUCAAUCAGGACAACUAACGCAAAGCCUGACAGCAGUGACUACAAGACUGAAGUUGUUACUGUGAAGUCAUCAAAGGACAUCAUUGACAUACCAACAUCACCUGUCAAGACCACCACAAGCAUCAAAAGCUACACCAAGGAGGAUGAUUCGCCAACUACAAUGACAUCGUAUUCCAUCCGAUCCACAAAGAGCUCAGAGGAUCUUCUGUAUGAUACUCUCAUACCGACGUCAAUCAAAUCAACAAACAGCAAACCUGACAGCAGUCGUGAGGAUUUGUCAUCCUCCAAAACUGUCAGAACCGUGUACUCGACAAGUGACAGAAAUGAGUGGAGUACAGUCACAAGUCCUUCUUACACCAGAACAUCAUACACAGAAAGCAGGCCUUAUGAUUACCUGUCUGACUCUCUCACAUCAAAAACUACUACGACUGUGUACUCAUCACCGGAAAGGAAAGUAAAUGUGAAGGACAUCUGCACAUAUUGCAGUCAAAGCAUGUACACGGAUGAAAAGAUUAUCUUGGAUGACAUGAACAUAAACUGUCAUGCAAGAUGUUUCAAGUGUGGGGUUUGCAAUACUUCACUGGGAAACCUGAAGGCUGGGGACAGCUUGUGGGUUUACCGCCGUGCAAUUCACUGUGAGAGCUGCUUUGGCGUCACUAAGAGCAAAUGGAACCGCUGAAACAGUUCCCACUGAUAAAGUGAGCUAAUGAAGGAGAUGAUGGCAAAUGUGAUAAAACUGCCUAUACAUUGAUUUAACAUGGACACGGGUCAUUAGAAUUAUGGUGGUGGACUUCUGUUUGAUAGAGUUUGGGGUUUAUUCAUUGUAUUAAUAUAUAUUUAUAUACUUAUAGAAGUACCAAUACUAAUAGGACUAUUUUAAAGGAAGAAUAACAUUAUUGCCAUAUAUUUUUAUGACUGCAUGAAAUACAAAAACACAUUUGUUUGCAUCUGCAUGAUUUUUUAUCGGUCAGAUGCGCUUGAUGUAUUUAAGGAAGUAUUUCUAUUAAAGAGAACUGAACAUGCUCUGAUCAAACCAGACAGCUUAUGUGUUAUGACAGGAUUCCUAUGAGAAUACAAAUAAAGAGCUAAAGUUAGCUAGAACCUGAGAGACUUUUCUUAUAUAAUAGGGUUUUGGGCUUAAAGAGAUGAUUUCAAUUAUACAACAACUUCAAUGACAACAAACACUUAAUACCCAAAUACACUUCAUUGAACAUGUAUUAUACACCUAGACCUCACCCUUUUGCAAGUAUACUAUAUACUGUAUAACUGUUACCUAUGGUUACAGUUUAUAUUGUCCACCCUAUACACAACUCAUUAAAUCUUUUGAUUUUGA